Molecule: messenger RNA, 903 nt
Organism: Trifolium pratense (red clover)
Lineage: Eukaryota; Viridiplantae; Streptophyta; Magnoliopsida; Fabales; Fabaceae
Product: PLASMODESMATA CALLOSE-BINDING PROTEIN 5
Exons: 3
Coding region: 141-668 (175 amino acids)
Source: RefSeq, a predicted model, not a curated record
CAGAUCAGCAUGUGUGUGUAACAGUCACUGUUACAAAAACACUCUCUCCACUUCAAUUCCAUUCACACUUUCAAACUCUUCGUUUUCUAAUCUCACCACACUCACACACACUGCUUCCGAGUAACACUCACAUUUCCACCAUGCCCAAAACAAAAACCUUCAUUUUUUCCAAUUACCACCCCCCCCUCCUUCUCCUUCUACUCCUUUCUCCGUUUUGCGGCGCCUCUAACGGCGGAGACGUUACAAAACAAGAGCUAUGGUGCGUGGCAAAAAACAACGCGGAAGACGCCGAGUUACAGACGGCACUUGAUUGGGCCUGUGGAGCCGGUGGAGCAAAUUGUGGUCCAAUCCAAAACGGAGGACCUUGCUAUGACGUUACCAGUGUUCAGAAUACGGCGUCGUAUGCUUUCAAUGAUUAUUUUCUCAAACAUGGUUUGACUGAUGUUAGCUGCAAUUUUAGUAACAAUGCUGCUGUUACUUCCUUAAACCCUAGUUAUGGUAAUUGCAAGUUUCCAUCUGGUUUGGCAGUGAGCAAUGGAAGUUUUACUGGAUCACCAUCACCACCAAUUGGAAUUGGACCAAGUGAAAAUGUGAGCGGAUGCAGUAAAGCUUCUUGGGGAUGGUGGUUUUGGCUUUUGGGGAUCACUCAUUUGCUGCUCAUGGUUUGAGUUUCUGCAUAAAAAGAGGUGAAAAUAGGCACUGAUUUGAUGAAGGAAUGGCAAGAGAAAAAGCUUUCCUUGUUUUUGUAUGCGCUGCACAGGUUAGACAUUUUAGGAAUAUCGAAUUGUGUGUUACUACCAAUGUAGAACAGAAAUGAUGAAUGUAUUGUUUCUCCUUAAUCUGGCUAUUUUCAAAUCUGUACCUUUGGUGGUCUGUUUGAAAUUAAAGUAUCAAUUUGAUGGA